Aspergillus ochraceoroseus IBT 24754 is the source of this 840-nucleotide messenger RNA. RefSeq lists its product as uncharacterized. The transcript has a single exon. Bases 462 to 737 code for a protein of 91 amino acids. NCBI's taxonomy places the organism in Eukaryota, Fungi, Ascomycota, Eurotiomycetes, Eurotiales, Aspergillaceae. The record is from RefSeq and is a predicted model, not a curated record.
CCCGGUGAAGUCAAGUUUUCUGCUUGUCAUAAUACUUCAAUUGCCUUGGCGGAUGCUGUUGGUUCCGACAUUCUAAAAUUAGCUGAGAGGUUGGCGAGUAAAACAGCCAGAGCGGCAUUUUCCGAGCAGCGCUUAAGCAAUCUUUUCCUGAAAAGGUUAGAUUAUUAGGGAGUCCACCCUCACUAGCGGAGUAGGUUUAUUAUGUAUUAUUAUACUUUGUUUUAGUUUGUUCUUGUACCGCCAGUAAUUAAUCCUCGCGCACAUGGAGCGCAGGGAUGUGUGCUCUUUGUCUGUACCCCCUACAGAGUAAGUCAGAAAACAGACCGGACAGUGAUAUGGGUUGUUUAUUUUGUUGGAGUAGGGUCGAGGCAAGUUAACCAAUUACCUUUAUCGUGUGAAUGACCCCGGAGAACUUACCUAGGUACCUCCUUCUUGGUCGUAUACGGAGUACCUUUCGCAAGAUGCUUGUUCUUCUAGGCUGUGUAGUUCCCACUUCUAGCACCAACAUUGUCGGUGCAGAGUCCUAUCCAGAUUUGUUUGGGCAAAACCAACGAAACCGGAGAUUAUGGACGUUGUCGUCGGCGGUGAAGUAUCUUGAUGAUAGGCCUCAGAUAAUGGAGACCCGUCAGAAAGAAUCUGGAUCAAUUAGGUUACACAAGUCGGACGCUUAUCAAACAAAUGGCCUGCCACGUGCCAGCGAACGGUCGGGUGUGACAUUCGUCUGGUAUCGCCAGUAAUGUAGUAAUGUAGGCUAGUAAUAUUAAUCCAUACGGAGGCCAGAGAGAGGAUGGUAAUAAUGGCUUGGGUUGAUUCAAUCGUCGACUGAGAGUUGGUGGCAAG